Emericellopsis cladophorae is the source of this 1779-nucleotide messenger RNA. RefSeq names its product siderophore iron transporter mirb. Gene Ontology annotation, biological process: transmembrane transport. Gene Ontology annotation, molecular function: transmembrane transporter activity. Lineage: Eukaryota; Fungi; Ascomycota; Sordariomycetes; Hypocreales; Bionectriaceae. Bases 1 to 1779 code for a protein of 592 amino acids. The record is from RefSeq and is a predicted model, not a curated record. The transcript has 4 exons.
AUGGCGCCUUUCGACAGGAUCAAGUCCACGUUUGGACGGAGCAAGUCUUCCAGCAAUGCUGGUGAGGAUCCAGUGCAGGUCAGCACUGUCGUGGAUCCAAAGGAUGAAGAAAACCCCGUCGACCAGGUCGCCCGCAACAAUGUGGCAGAGGAUGCCCAGCGCGGUGUGCAGGCCGUCGAAGCGACAACCUUGGUUUGGAGCAAAGGCUCCCUUGCUGCUGCUUUCGUCUUGAUGUGGUGUGUCUACCUUGUCAAUGGCUUCCAGUCCAACGUCGGAGGAACUCUGCAGCCCUACGCGGUCUCCGAGUGGAAUGCUCACUCGAUGAUCACCGUUAUCAGCGUGGUGACGAACUGCAUGAUGGCCGCCGUCUACAUACCGCUGUCGAAGAUCCUAGACGUUUGGGGCCGCGCGGAGGGUUUCGUCCUCAUGGCCGCCUUGGCCACCACGGGCAUGGGCUUGAUGGCCGGCAGCGGGAACCUUGCGACAUAUUGCGUUGCCAAUGUAUUGUGGCAAGUCGGCUGGUCGGGCUUGAUCUACUCCAUCGACGUGAUCACCGCGGACUCGACCAAACUCCACAACCGAGGACUGGCUUACGCAUUCACAUCAUCGCCCUAUAUGAUCACGGCGUUUGCGGGGCCCAAGUCUGCCGAGGCCUUCCUCAACGGACCCGGCUGGCGAUGGGGUUUUGGCGCCUUCACCAUCAUCCUGCCUGCCGUUGCGGCACCAAUGUACCUGCUGCUCAAGUGGAACCUGCACAAGGCAAAGAAGAGGGGUGUCCUGGUCGCCACGCAUAGAGAGAGCGAAGGUAUCCUCCAGACUCUCAAAUGGGGGUUCAUCGAGUUUGACAUCGCCGGCUCGUUCCUGUUCGCGGCCGGGCUGAUCAUCUUCCUCGUCCCCUUCAACAUUGCCGAGUCGGCCCCCCAGGGCUGGCGCACGCCCUACAUCAUCGCCAUGAUCGUCGUCGGCUUCGUGCUCCUCGUCCUCUUCGGCCUGUGGGAGCGCUUCGUGGCGCCCGUGCCCUUUUUCAGGUAUGACCUGCUCGUCGACCGCACCGUGCUCGGCGUGUGCCUGCUCGACUUUGUCUACAUGAUCGCCUACUCGUGCUGGGCGGGCUACUUCUCGUCCUUUCUGCAGGUGGUCAACAACCUGCCGCCCAGCGAGGCGGGCUGGAUCGACAACACCUUUACCAUUGUCUCGGGCGUGCUGCUGUUCCUUGUCGGCUGGAGCAUGUCCAAGACGGGCCGCUUCAAGUGGCUGCUUGUCGUCGGCAUCCCGCUCUACGUCUUCUCCCAGGGCUUGAUGAUCCACUUUCGCCAGCCUGGUCAGUCCAUUGGAUAUCUGAUCAUGUGCGAGGUGCUCAUCAGCAUCGCGGGCGCCACCUUUAUCCUGUGCAUGCAGGUUGGCCUGCUCGCUGCCGUGGACCACCAGUACGUGGCCACGGGCUUGGCCGUGUUGAGCGUCACCGGCAGCGUGGGGGGCGCGGUCGGAUCCUCCAUCUCCGGGGCGAUAUGGACGAACACGUUCCAGGCCAAGCUUGCCGACUGGCUUCCCGAGGACGCCUUGGAUAACUUGGACUACAUUGCUGGCGAUCUGUCGACGCAGCUCAGCUAUCCUGUCGGCAGCGAGGUGCGCAAGGUGAUUCAGCGGGCGUAUGGGUAUGGACAGGCGAGGAUGUUGGGCGUCGGUACAGGUGUGAUGGCGCUGGCUUUCGUCACGCUGUUUAUGAUUCGCAACUAUGAUCUGAGGAAGAUGCACCAGACCAAGGGAACGGUCUUUUAG